AUGGAUGGCAGAGAUUUUGGACCCCCCCGAUCCGUCCACGGUCCGCCUCCGUUGUUGGCGGGUCUCUCCAUGGAGGCUCACCGUCUCGGAGCAGCAGCUGCAGCCGGGAGGAUCCCUCCCUCUCCCGGCCAUCCACCGCCUCUCCACUCGGGGAAAUUCAUGCCAUCGGCCAUUAACCUACAUCCACACCACAGCGAUGCCUACUCUGCAGGCUCCAGUCCCUUCCUGUCUGGUUACCACGGCCCCUCCCACCUGACCUCUGACCCCGGGUACAGACCGGCCAAUCCCAGCAGUCUGCAGAUGGCUCAGCUCUGGGCAUCACAAGCUCACGAAGGCUACCCUCCCAUACCCAGCAGUCUAUACUCCAGCCCUUACCACCUCUCCCUGGGACACCUGGACCCCUCCCCCCUCCCCCAGCACCAGCUCUACGACUCACACAAAGAAGGGUUUUACCUGCCAGCUUCGUUGAGCCAGUUGCCUCUCCACCCUCCGUCGGCUCCUCCCAUCGCCCCGCCCAGCUCCACCCCCCCACAGAGGACGUCCCGGGACGGGGGGAGGGACCGGCCUUACCGUGGGGAGAGGGACCGGGAGCGUGAACGGGAGCGUGAACGGGAGCGGGAACGGGAGCGGGAACGGGAACGGUCCAGAGAGGAUCAGAGGCCUCACAGUGUGGUGGACCUGACGCAGGACGGGAGGAGCGAGGAGCGGGAGAAAGAGAGGGAGAAAGAGAGGGAUACGGAGAGAGACUCGUGGCCCUUCCAUCAUCACCCUCACCCCCACCAGCAGAAAACUCACUCCACAGAGCCCCGAUCCAGACCCUCACCCCCUCUUCACACCUUCCCUCAAAGUGGGGUUCGGGAAGAAUCCAAUAACCCGGACCGACAAAGGAGAAACGACUACGGCCACCAUCACCCUCCUCCCCCCGCGUCUCACCCCUCUGCCCAGCCUCACCCCUCCACACACAGAGAGACUCAGCGGGUGAGUGCACCGACAUAUGUGCCUUCUGUGGAGGUUUACGACGAGCGGGUCGGCCCGAUCCAGAUCGCCUCUCAGGCCCGGGACAACAAACAGAGGGAGAGGGAGAGAGAAAGAGAGCGAGAGAGAGAAAGGGAGAGAGAGAGGGAGAGCUACAGGUUUCCAGAGAGGAGCCUGCCGGAUCACCCUCGACUCUCCCAAUCUGGCGAUUCAGGCAAUCAAAGAGAGGAAGGGUCGGUCAUUUGUUCCAAUGGAUCAAUUGGAAAACGAAGCCAGGAAGGGUCGUACCCUUCCGGCCAGUCACGGUUCAGCCCGGAUGUCUCCAAACAGCCAAUCAGAUUGGGCACAGAGCGGGCGGGGGCGGAGCCUAAAUGGAACACGAUUAGCCCGCUAACUAAUUAUGCUACGAGUCACAUGGCUGCGCUCGCAGCUCAACACGGACACACACUCCCCUCCCCCGCACACACACAGAUGUCAACGACCCACCGGGCAGGAAACACCCCGCACUCCCCCCAAACUCACCCCUCUCAAACUCACCCCUCCCAGCGGCCGGGGGAGGAGGGGGGUCAGAGACGCUACCUGGACCCCGCGACGCUCUACAGACCUGGGGUGUCGUUGGCGGGUGAGCGAGGCGGGGUGGCGGGGCCGGACCCCUCUGAGGUCUCAGCCAUGCAGAGUCUCAUUAAAUACAGCGGGAACUUUGCUGCUGAGGGGCCCGGGGCCUCCAGGCAGACAGGGGAGGGACGAGGGCCCUUUGGGGGUCUGGCUCACGUGGUCUCAGAGGGUGACAGAGAACGAGAGAGGGAGAAAGACAAAGACAGAGACAGAGAUAGAGAUAGAGAGAGGCUUUCUGUGGGAUCCAUGAGGGUGCCGCCCCCCCUGAAGAGGGAGCAGGAGAGGCCGGACAGCGCCCGCUCGUUUGGGCGGGAGGCGGAGGGGGAGGUACGCCACCCCCCUGUGGGCAUCGCGGUGGCCGUCGCCCGGCAGAGAGACAGCAGCAGCUCCAGCAAACAGAGCGGAGGAAACUCAGACUCCCAGAGAGCAAUGCUGCAAAACGCUAUCAAAGAUGAGGAGCGAGCCGAGGACCGCGGGCGUCACCAUGACGAUCGGAUGCUGGUCGGCCGACUGGAGCGCGAUCAGGACAAAGUGCUCAGAGAGUCCAAGGAGCUGGCAGAGUUCACUCAGAUGCAUCCCCCUCCUCUGUCAAGCGGCAUGACGCCCAGCAUGAUGGCACCCAGCCUCAUGACCUCUAACCUCAUGGUGACGGGAGGGGCUGCUCUGGCCGGGGCGGGGCGAUGGCCCCCCGACCCGCAGACCCUCACCUCUCACCCGUGGAUGCCCCGACCCGGAGCCCCCCCAGUCUGGCUCUCCAGCUCCCCGUACAGCCUUGGUCCAUCCUCUCUCCACCAGGCUCUCCCCCAAGGUUACCCCCCCUCUUUGCAGGGUUCAAUGCCUCCUCCAUACCAGUUAGCCCGGGACCCUCAAUCUGGACAGUUAAUUGUCAUCCCCACUGAACACCUGCAACACUACGGAGGUGAUGUUAUGGAUCGUGGAGGCCCGGUGUGGCCGGGUGUUUACGGUACGAGCAGCUCCCUGCAACAUGCUGCCCAGCUCCAGCUGCUCUCUCAGCAGCAGAUGCUCCGGCAACAGGAGCUGCUGAUGAUCCAGCAGCACACAGCGCAGGUCCUGGAGCUGCAGAGGAACGCACAGCUAGUUGAGCGAUUUAAGGCUAGCGAGCACCGGCCGGAGAUGGAAGACAAAGCAGACAAACGUCACUCCGACCCCAAACCCCGGCGUUCCUCGAUAUCUUCCCCGUCUCCCUCACCCAUCCUGCAUCCCCGCAAACUUCCUCCUCACUCUCGCUCGCCCACCCCGUCCACCUCCUCUCUCACUCCGCUGCCUCCGCUCCCCUCGCCAGUGACUGCCCUGAAGUCAGAGGAAGGCGGGCAUAGAGUUUUGUCCCAUCCGCCAACGCCCCUUCCUCACCCGCCUUCCCCGCGAUCAGCCUCUCCUCCCCCGUCCUCCCCACGGCGGCCUAAACUGGAGGAGGGGGAGGUGGGACGGAGGGUUCAGAGAGAGGGACAGAAGCCGGCCUCUGCUUCCUUUCAAGGCGUCUACUCUGAUCUCCCUCCAGGUUACCCUUACCAGUCCAUCACCGCCCCAUUUGGCUCACCUUUCCCCCCUUAUCACAUCCCAGCACCCUCAGGGGCAAACACAGAAGUCGUCCCACCUCACCGCUCCCGAUCUCCUUCCUCUGCUGCCCUUUUGCCCUCAGCCCACCUCCAUCCAAGGCUGCAGGACACAGACAUUAAGCCCCCAAAACAGACCGGAUCUUUCCUGAAGCAGGAACCAGGCGUGGAGCAACCUCCGCUCGACACGAGGCCCAAUCCUCUGGGUGCUCUUCAUCGAAGCUGCAGCCCUGUUCCCUCCAGAGAGGAAGCCCGGGAAACACAGAAGCUUCAGACGCUAACUCCUCGUGUCCCUAGCCCUCCAUUGCUACAAAGGGAAAGACUGCAAGGAAUAAGAGAGGAAGACAAGGAAGGAGGGCAAAUAAAAAUGGAGGUGUCGUCUUAUUCUUGUCAGGCCACAUAUGGCCUGCCUCCUGAGUCUGAGCCCAAACCAGAUGUCAUGAAGGAUCCAGAACAUUAUCCAUCAUGCGUCGCUGCAGAUUCAGACAACGAGGAGUUACAACAUAUCACCAGCGCAGUGUGUGAACAAGAACAGCCACACACUCCCAUCAACUCACACACUCCCAGUCAGAAAGAAAGUGUCACAGAAACUCCCGUUUAUCAUCUGUCCGCUUCCAACUCGCCGCUCCCGCUGAUCGUCGGCCCUGAGGAUCCCAUGGCGGGGAUGUUCGCCCUGCUGGCAGCCAGUGAAAUAGUCCAGGCUCGACCAACAACUCCACCCGCUCCAACACUCUUACCGCAGAUAGAAAUCCACUCGUUGGGUAUGGAUUGCAGCGGUGCCGGUGCUCUGGAGAUGGUGGCGCUGGAAGGGAUGGCCCUGCUCAGCCAAAUGGCUCAGAGGGAGAUGGAGCAAAUCAGCAUGGAGCAAGAUCUGACAUUAGAGGGUCUGGACGGUCUUCUUGAAGCAAGCCGGCAGAUUCUGUUGGAGGCGAUCGAGAAGCAGUCGCACAUCGACCUGCCCAGAACGCUGGACCCCAACAAGAAGUACAGCUGGAGGCAGAGGAAGGAGCCGCUGUACAGUAAAAUGUCUGUGGACGUGUUGGAUGCCGUGGAGGUGGAAUAUCGCGUUCACCUGGCCGAGCUGCAGAAGACUUACAAGGAGAAGCAGAGAGAUCUGACCAAGCUGCAGAGACGCAGAGACAAACGUGAGCGGCAGCAGAACGAGGACGAGAGGCAGAGUCUGACCCGACGGGGCAGAGGGCGACCCCGUAAGAGGAAACAUUUAACGACACCGACCAAACUGGACAGCAGGCCUGGAAAGGUGGGUAGGACAGUGCAAUACUCCGAGGACUCUGAAGCCGGGGAGGGACAGAGGAAAAGGUUCAGGGUCUCCAGAGAAGAAGAAGAGGAGGCGGAGGCGGCGAUUGGAGGAGUGAAGAUAAAAAAGAAGAAGAAGAAAAAGAAGAAGAAGAGCUGGAACGACCAGGAGCCAUCCACCAGUCACGCUCUGGAGGUGUUGAAGUCGAAGCGUGGCCACGUGUGUGAGCAGGAGCAGCUGGCCUCAGAUCUGGACAGAGCUCUGUCGCUCUCACAGCUCGGAUCACUCGCAGCUUCUCAUAAACUCAGCUCCAAAUCAGACAAGUCGAAGGUCAAGUCUGGGGAAAGUCGGAUGAAGGAGCGCAGCAUCCACCCGUCCGCUAAGGCUGGGAAACACAAGAUGGCCACCAAGGUUUCCUCUUUGGACAGCGCCCUGAAAGUGAAAGGUCAGAAGAAGACGACGACGACUUUGUUCUCUCACGUGAGAUCAGAGCUCAGCAGCUGCUCCAACAACUCAGACUCAGAGGAUCUCACUUCUUCUGCUCGAGGGGGCUGGCCCUCUCUCUCAGGGAUGCCCUCCCACGAAAACCCGACCAGGAAGAGGUCCACGUCACCGCCGCCGUCCGGCCUGAAAUCCCAGAAGAAGAAACACAAGCACUUAUCUCUGCUGCUGGAGGAGGCCGGCCUCAGCUCCUCCGACGACUCCUUUGACCAAGAAUCCUCGGAGGACGAAGAGGACUACGAGGAUGUGUCGGACUCGGAGGAUUUGAGCGGGCUGGGUCUGCUGGCCCGGUUCGCAGCGAGCGCGACCCCCGUCCCUCCCACGCCUCUGAGCCUCCUGCACGACGGCAAACACCGCAGCAGGCAAAGCACUCUGGGGUCUUCAGAGUGUGAGUGGUCGGACUCGGGCUCUGAUCUUCGUCUGAGGAAGUUUCCGUCUCUUCUUCACGGGAAACGCUCCGCCCCCGAGCUCCCCCUGUUGCCCCCGGUAACGCGCCGCAUCGACCAGAGUAGCCCCUCGAAGCGAGACGACCCUCUUCUGCCAAUCAAGCGAAAGCCUCUGCCUAAGCCCCGCCCCACGCUCCAGUCGCCACGGCAAUUCAGCUUCGACCACCCCUCGGGCUCCUCGGGGUUCGGGGGCUUCAGCGAAGACGAGGGUUGGACGAGGCGCCGCAGCGAGAGGAUCUUCCUCCACGACGCCACCACGACAACCAAUCAGAUGCCAUCGUUGGUGUCAGCUUCCACCAAUCAGAGCUGCUCCUCCUCUUCCCCCAGCUCGGCUCCGCCUCUCACACCGAAGCCCCCCGCCCCCCCCAGACCCAAACCCUCCCCGCCCAGCAGAGAGGGGAAAGACCUCAUCAAAAAGAAGAAGCUGAAGGAGUCUCCGGUGAGUCUGGCUCCACCCUGCAGCCUCUCAGACCCUCCUCCUCCUCCUCCUCUUCCUCCUCCUACUCCUCCUCCUCCUCCUCCUCCUCCUCUGAGCCUCAGUCCGCAACGCAAGAGCCAACCCAAAGCCAGACCCAAACCCAGAGAGCCUUCCAGGGGGGCGGUGAGCCGGCUGAUGGAGAGCAUGGCGGCGGACGAGGACUUCGAGCCGAACCAGGACAGCAGCUUCAGCGAAGACGAAUUGGUCACACCGCGAAGCAACAGCGUGUCGGAGAGGGUCUCCACACCGGCUCCGGUGCAGUGUGUGUUGGAUAAGGACUCGCUGGUGGACGGACUCAAAGUUUUGAUCCCGAUGGACGACCAGCUCCUGUACGCGGGACACGUGAACACUGUACACUCCCCCGACAUAUACAGCGUGGUGGUGGAGGGGGAGCGAGGGAACCGACCACACAUCUACUGCCUCGAACAACUGCUGCAGGAGGCUAUCAUCGAUGUGAAGCCUCCGUCUGUCCGUUACCUUCCUGAGGGAACACGCAUCGCCGCCUACUGGAGCCAGCAGUACCGCUGCCUGUACCCCGGCUCCGUGGUCAACGGAAGUUCAGAUAUCGACGAGAAGGAUGAUCUCAUCACGGUGGAGUUUGACGACGGAGACACAGGACGCAUCCCGCUCUCACACAUCAGACUGCUGCCGCCUGACUACAAGAUCCACUGUGCCGAGCCGUCCCCUGCCCUGCUGGUGUCCAGCUGCUCCCGGAGGAGAGUCCGUAAAUGCAGCAAAGAGAGCAAAGAAGCGGGAACAAAACCUGAAGAUAGCGCUCCGAAGAUCAAAGGGAAACCUGGUCGCAAACCCAAACCCAAACCAGAGACCUCCGUGAACCCAGACGUCCGGGAGAAAGCUGAUCCUCCGUCUUCCUCCAGCGCGCCCGCAGAGAGACCCCCGCCUCCACCCAAGCCUCCCCAGGACAGACCCUCCUCUGUGCAGAAGAACUCUCCGGAGAAACCUCGUCCCGCAUCACGCCCCACGAUAGGACUCCAUCAGAAACCGGGCCGCAAAAUCUCCACUACGUCCCCACUAAGUAGCCCUAUUCUUCCACAACCGAUUUCCAGGAAAGCCCCCCCACCUUCUGCGGUUAAACAAUCCCGCUCUCUGCCUCCGUCCCUCUACCCCUCCACCUACGGAAAGGUCCUGAAGGUGGAUCUGUACAGUGAACCCAACCUCAGCUCGUACACAAACCAGCGCAGAGAUCGAGAAAACGGGGUCAGUCCCACCUCAAACCGACCCUUAAUUAGACCCAAUAUUACAUCACCCAAGUCUUCAUCCAGGCCCUCUUCAGUUUCCUCGCCCAAAACCAAACCCUCCUCGGAGCAUCACAGAUCGAGCCACAGCUCCGGACUCAUACCCGCCUCCGGACUCAUAUCCGGCUCUGGACUCAUACCCGGCUCCAUCUCCAGAAUGUCAUCAAGCAAACCUCUGACUUCCAGACCUUCUUUAUCGUCAUCCUCCGCCCCCAGACCCAAACUGAAGAUGGCGUCCGACCAUCUUUCCUCCAGACCCGGCGCCGUCUCGCGGCCCAUAUCCAGCUCCGGACAAGGGGACUCUCUGAUGAGGCGCAAGUCUUUACCGGCAGAGCCUCUCGUGAAGCUGGACCACGAAGGCGUCACCUCUCCAAAAACCAAGAAGACUAAAGCUCUGAUGCUGCUGGAGGGUCGGAACGUCAGAGCAGAUCACACGCCGAUCGCCUCGACCAAUCAGAAGCUGAUGAAGGUGAAACCGAGAGUUGAUAGAGAGUGUGUUCUUCCAGAGAAAGACGCUCACUGGAAAGCGCCGAUUCUAACAAAGGAGAAGUCGGAGAACCGUGGAAGAGGACAGGAGACGAGGGAAGACAAAGGUAAAAAGGAGGUAGAGAGGAAGGCGAAGAAGGAGGAAUCUCACAGCAGCAGCAGCUCAGAGUCGGAGGAGGAACGUGACAAGGUGAAGAAGAAGAAAAAGAAGAAGAAGAAAUGCACCUCCAGUUGCUCGUCCUCUUCUUCGUCUUGUUCCGGUUCCUCCUCAUCUUCUUCAUCAGGGUCCUCGUCCUCGUCCUCUUCGUCCACCGAUGACUCCUCCUGCAGCUCGGAUGAAGAGAGGACCUCCACCCCUCCUUCAGUGCCAAUCAUACCUCCUCCAGUACAGGAGAAAGCGAAAGAAGAACCGGAAGAGGAGGAAGUGAAGAAGGAGGAAGUGAAGAAGGAGGUGGUGAAGAAGGAGGUGGUGAAAGAGGAGGAAGAAGAAGAGAUGUCGCCUCCUUCAGAAUCUCCCUCUCCUUCGUCCUCUCCGACGCCUCCUGCUCCCGUCAAACCUGUGAAACCAGCGACCGGGAAAGGCUCCGGGCAGAGGGGUCGUCCUCCCAAACCGAAGCCCAGCGGAGGGGAGGGGAAGGUGGGCAGGCCGAAGAGGAGGGAGGGGGUCCACAUGCCCACCACCAAGGAGCUGGCCAAACGUCAGCGGCUCCCCAGCGUGGAGAACAGACCCAAAAUAUCUGCGUUCCUUCCAGCCCGACAACUCUGGAAGUGGUUCGGAAAACCCACUCAGAGACGGGGUAUGAAAGGCAAGGCGAAGAAGCUCUUCUAUAAGGCCAUCGUGCGCGGCCAGGAGAUGAUCCGCAUCGGAGACUGCGCCGUCUUCCUGUCUGCCGGACGACCCAACUUACCGUUCAUCGGACGCAUCCAGAGCAUGUGGGAGUCGUGGGGCAGCAACAUGGUGGUCCGGGUCAACUGGUUCUACCACCCUGAGGAGACAAACCCCGGCAAGAAACUCAUCGACAAGAAGAACUGGGAUCAGAUGUGCGGUCUGUCGUUACCUUCAGCUCUGCACUCCUCCAUCAAGAGGAAAGACUUCAUGGAGCGCGCCCUCUACCAGUCGUCCCACAGCGACGAGAACGACGUGCAGACGGUGAGCCACAAGUGCCUGGUGGUGAGCGUGGAGGAGUACGAGCAGAUGACCCUCACCCGGAAGUACGCCGACAGCGAGGACCUCUACUACCUGGCCGGCACCUACGAACCCACCACCGGCAUGAUCUUCAACACCGACGGAGUCCCAGUCAUCUGCUAAACACACACAAACUCCCAAAAUCAUGAGUCCAACACUGAAUCAUGAUGGAUCUUUUAAUGACAACACGACAGACUGUUAAACACACCUUCUACUACAGAAAAGGAGACACUAUAGACAGUAUUACAAGGACAUCAGUCUCUUUUGCACACACACUCUCUAUUUACAUUUACUGGUGCUGUGUUGGUGGGAAAUCUUGAACACACACACCAGCCUCUUUACUGUAAAUAUACUCCCCGUAAACACACGUGUAAAUAAUCCACACACACACACGUUAUAUAGAGGACAAAUACGUGUUUUAUUUUCAUGUAACAGAUUUAUGUCAGAGUACUUUUUUCUAAACAGUGGAGAAGCUUUAAUGAACUGUGAAUGAUGAAGAGAGACGGUUGUUAUGAUGUUGCCGUGGUGGUGUUACAGUCACGUUACAGUCAUGUUAAUGUACAGAACAGCAGGAGCGACAGACAGAGAAACAGACGCACAGGAAGAGACAGAGGUACCCUUUGCUGUCCUACAGAGAGCUCUUAAACAGAUUUUUAAAAUAAUAAAACACUUAUUUUAACCGAUUCAACUCCCCGUGACAAUCCUAACUAAACGCAGGCAGACUGUUUGUCCCUCAGGAUUAAAAAGAGAGGAAGGAAUAUGUUUAAAAGCACUUCCCAUUUUCAUCCUUGAGUUAUUUGUCUUAAAGGGAUAAAUCCACCCGAGAUCACAAUCAAACCAGCUGCUGUUCAAAUGUCCUGGAUUUUAUUGAGUGCUCAUUUUUGCUUUUAAAACAAUACUUUGACAAAAAGAGCUACAAGAUUCAGGCUGCGGUCGAAAAGUAAAAAGAAAUAUCAGGACAAAAAUGGUUUCCCUACCACCUUCAAGAUUUCAAUUUUAACAACGCUGUAAAACCAGAGCAGUGACAUUUUCGCACCAACGCAGAACAAAUCAGGGUUUCUGGAACUGAUCUGGCAGAGACAGUUUCUAACAGCUCUUAUCAAGACUGCCACGUAGGUACUUCUGGGUAAUUUCCCCCCCCCAAAAAAGACCGCAGUUUCCAAAGCUGGAAUUCUGAAGAAACGUAGGAAAAAUGGGCAACGAUGCAAAGUAAACACUUGAUCAUAAAGUGACCGAACAAGCUGAGUGUCGGGUGGAUUUAUCCUUUUCUUUAAACUUUUUUUU
Gymnodraco acuticeps is the source of this 10059-nucleotide messenger RNA. RefSeq names its product trinucleotide repeat containing 18 (gene tnrc18). Gene Ontology annotation, molecular function: chromatin binding. The record is from RefSeq and is a predicted model, not a curated record. Lineage: Eukaryota; Metazoa; Chordata; Actinopteri; Perciformes; Bathydraconidae.